Molecule: messenger RNA, 2050 nt
Organism: Cercospora beticola
Lineage: Eukaryota; Fungi; Ascomycota; Dothideomycetes; Mycosphaerellales; Mycosphaerellaceae
Product: ANP1/MMN9/VAN1 family protein
Biological process (GO): protein N-linked glycosylation; cell wall mannoprotein biosynthetic process
Cellular component (GO): mannan polymerase complex
Molecular function (GO): alpha-1,6-mannosyltransferase activity
Source: RefSeq, a predicted model, not a curated record
CUACUGUACUGUGCUCUGGAGGCCAUGCAAGAAGCACCACUCGCCGCUCGUUACACUCCAUCACCCAUUGACCACCGCUCACCCUCGCACUCCCAUCCCGAUCUCACCCUCUCCGCUCUCCACAUCAGCCGAAGCGUGCCGUCUGACAUCCUCCAUCGUGGCUGAACCGACCGUCCGACAGCGAAGCAGCAGCGUACGCGGAGUGUCGACGCCGCUAGGCGCUCAGCUUCCAGCGCCCGCGAUGCUGCUCCCCAAGGGCGGUGGUGGCAUGACAUGGAAGAGUGCGCGCGCAAGACUCCCUCCCACCCGAGCGAUAUGGAACUUCUUGACCCGGACGCGAUUUCUGCUCUUCGUAGCCAUUGCGGGGAUAAUUAUAUUAAUAUGGAACGGCGUUAGGGGGACAGCUGGUGACUUUCAAAAGUUCUAUUGCUUCGGUCCGGCAAAAUCGCCCAUGCAGAUGUCACCGAACGAACAGGCGCAAUGGGCAGGACAUUUGCAGACACCAGUCAUCUUCAACCACCACGAGCCCAUUGAGAUCAAUAGCUCGAGCAUACAACAUGUCGAUCUGAAUCCCAUCGAAUCGACGCCGAAAGCUGUUGCGAACGAGGAGCGAGUCCUCAUUUUGACACCUCUACGGAACGCUGCUCCGUACAUUGAGCAACACUUCGACCUUCUCUCCCAGCUGACGUAUCCUCACAAACUCAUCGAUCUGGCAUUCCUCGUGGGCGAUAGUACAGAUGAUACGUUGGCUGUGUUGAGCAUGGAGCUGGAAAGGAUACAGUCGCGGACAGACAACAUGCCAUUCAGGAGUGCAAUGAUUGUCUCCAAGGACUUUGGCGUGGCAGUGGGUCAAGAUGUUGAGAACAGACAUGGUUUCGCAGCACAAGGACCACGAAGAAAAGCUAUGGGCAAAGCCAGGAAUUACCUCUUGUCCGCUGCCUUGAAACCGGAGCACAGCUGGGUGUACUGGCGUGAUGUGGACAUCAAGGACAGCCCAAGCAGAAUCAUUGAGGAUUUUGUCGCGCAUGAUCGUGACAUUCUUGUGCCCAAUAUCUGGUUUCAUCGAUACGAGAAUGGACGCGACAUCGAGGGACGAUUUGAUUAUAACUCCUGGCAAGAGUCAGAACAGGGCCUUAAGCUGGCCAAGUCCCUACCAAAAGACGUCGUGCUCGCUGAAGGCUACAAGGAAUACGCCACUGGCCGCAAGUACAUGGCCCGCAUGGGCGACUGGCGGGAUAACAAGGAUGUUGAGAUUCCCCUUGAUGGUAUCGGAGGUGUCAAUAUCUUGGUGAAAGCUGAUGUUCACCGAUCUGGCAUCAACUUCCCUUGCUAUGCUUUCGAGAACCAAGCCGAGACGGAAGGUUUCGCAAAGAUGGCAAAGGCAGCCGGAUAUGGCGUCUACGGCCUACCGAACUACGUUGUCUGGCACAUCGAUACCGAAGAGAAGCCCGGCAACGCAUGAACAGGAUGAACGAAAGCAAAGUUAAUAUGUCGAUUUCUUCUACUGUGUACACCCAUACACAACUCGUCUUCUUGUCAGCACUGUUAGACCUGCCUCUUCGUUUUUCUCGACAAAUCCCUUUGCAUCUCGCGAAGCGCAGCUCGUCCAAGUGUUGGAGGUUCAGACGCAGCGAAUGAUCAUGCAUGCGUGGCGCCUGAGGAGUCGCUGUUUUGAUUUUAUUUGCCUCGCCGGCUGGUUGGAUUACGGGCGUCUAUGUAUUUUCGGCGAUUUGUUAUGAUGAAGGGCGCUGAAGGAAAGGCAGAGUGGUACAAUAUGGGCGUCAAGUUAUCAACUUUCCUCGGUGGGGACGCGAGGGAGCACACAAGCAGAUUCUGUGCCAGAGCGGGAUGGGUGGAAGGCCUGAAGUUGAACUAUCCUGGUACAGCACGGCGAGGAAUUCGAUGAUCAGCUACGCUGAAGGAGAGAAAGAGUAGGGUGUAUAUAUGUCCGGCGCAAGGUCCAGAGCUGCGUGGAGGGGCGGAGAUAGUGGGCUCUCUUUAUUACAGCUUCAUAUUGGGCAAGGAUACAUUUAACUCAACUACAUCGGAC